AUGGUCAAAGAAACAAGAUUCUAUGAAAUCCUGGGCGUCUCAGUGGAUUGCACCGAAGCCCAGCUCAAGACCGCCUACAAGAAGGGCGCUCUGAAACAUCAUCCUGACAAGAACGCCCACAACCCAGAGGCCGCCGACAAAUUCAAGGACCUGUCCAAGGCGUACGAAGUUCUCUCCGAUCCCCAAAAGCGCCAGCUGUACGACCAAUUCGGCGAAGAUGGCUUAGAACAGGGCGGAAUGGGCGGCGGCGGCAUGGCUGCAGAAGACCUGUUUGCCCAGUUCUUUAGUGGCGGCGGUCUCGGUGGCGGCUUUGGAGGUAUGUUCGGCGGCGGCAUGCGCGAACAGGGCCCCAAGAAGGCUAGGACCAUUCACCACGUGCACAAGGUCUCGCUGGAAGACAUCUACAAAGGCAAGGUCUCCAAGCUUGCCCUGCAAAAGUCUGUGAUCUGCUCGAGUUGCGAUGGACGUGGCGGUAAGGAGGGCGCAGUUCGCACAUGCCCAGGAUGCCAGGGUGCUGGUAUGAAGACCAUGAUGCGACAGAUGGGUCCUAUGAUUCAGCGUUUCCAGACUGUUUGCCCCGACUGUCAAGGCGAGGGCGAGACCAUUCGCGACAAGGAUCGUUGCAAGAAGUGCCACGGUAAGAAGACGGUAGUCGAGCGCAAGGUUCUACACGUCCAUGUUGAUCGUGGCGUCAAGACCGGCCAUAAGAUUGACUUCCGCGGUGAAGGCGAUCAGGUACCAGGAGUGUUGCCCGGUGAUGUGCAAUUCGAAAUCGAACAGAAGCCUCACGCGCGCUUUCAGAGAAAGGAUGAUGACAUCUUCUACCGAGCCGAGAUCGACCUGCUGACGGCGCUGGCGGGCGGACAGAUCUUCAUUGAGCAUCUUGAUGAUCGGUGGAUGACGGUCAAUAUCUACCCUGGCGAAGUUAUCACACCUGGAGCCAUCAAGGUUGUCAAGGGCCAGGGCAUGCCUUCGUAUCGACACCACGAUUUCGGCAACUUGUACAUCCAAUUUGAUGUCAAGUUCCCCGACAAGACUGAUAUGCGAAAUCUUGAACUGCUCGAGCAGGUUCUUCCACCACGGAUGAAGCAAUCUGCUCCACCUGGAGACGCUAUGAACGAGGACUUUGACAUUGAAGAUGUCGAUGAUCGAGGUCACGCCCGAGCGCAGGGCGCAGCAGGUUUGAACGAGGAUGACGACGAUGAUGUGCCCCCAGGAGCUGAACGUAUGCAAUGCGCAUCCCAGUAA
This is a messenger RNA of Cyphellophora europaea CBS 101466, 1248 nucleotides long. RefSeq names its product chaperone DnaJ. The transcript is spliced from 3 exons. The record is from RefSeq and is a predicted model, not a curated record. Bases 1 to 1248 code for a protein of 415 amino acids. NCBI's taxonomy places the organism in Eukaryota, Fungi, Ascomycota, Eurotiomycetes, Chaetothyriales, Cyphellophoraceae. Gene Ontology annotation, cellular component: cytoplasm; nucleus; cytosol. Gene Ontology annotation, molecular function: Hsp70 protein binding; ATP binding. Gene Ontology annotation, biological process: protein refolding; response to heat.